UUGGUAGGCGAAAGGGACUGAAGCAGAGAGCGGGCAAGCGAGAGAGAGAACUGCGGCACGAAGGGGAAAUCACUGGUUUUAGGUCUUGCUAGACGAUCCAGAGAAGAGGAGUUUUUGGGGAUUUUAGGGUUUCUUUUCUACUUCGUAUUAGAAGACUGACGGGGAUUUGGCGAGAAACCUGUUUGAAAUUGGGGAAAUCAAGGGGAAAAUCAGGGUUUGCUUAUUUGGUUUCAAAGGAUUUUUUGUCUGACUUUUCAGAUUUUUCAGGAAAAGGAAGCCGAUUACCAGAAAACCUUCAAAAGGAGUUUAGGCGCCAAUUUCAAAUCAAAACCUCAACUCCCGUUCCUUAACUGGUAUGGACCCAGAGGCUGCACGGACUGCUCGAGAAUCCCUAGAUUUGGCAUUUCACAUGUCGAACAUCCUUGACACGGGGCUUGAUCGCCACACCCUUUCAGUUCUGAUUGCUCUCUGUGACCUGGGUCUGAACCCAGAGGCAUUGGCUGCUCUUGUCAAGGAGCUUCGGAGAGAGCCAUCUUCCUCGGUGUCAUCAUCUGUUCCCUAAAUUGCUUCAUGGUAUCUUCUUCUAACCCAGAAAAAUUACAGACAGAAAGCUUCUGCUUUGUCCCUUAUCAGUUGUCUUCGUGAUAUGUAUGGUGUUUUUACCACUCUAAUCUUUAUGUCUCAGCAGCAUCACAGUACUCAAUAUGUUUAUGAACUGAUAUUCUUGUGAAUGAUCAUGAUCUAUGGAAGUAAUAUUCUUUUUUCUGGGUCUAA
Molecule: messenger RNA, 774 nt
Organism: Carica papaya (papaya)
Lineage: Eukaryota; Viridiplantae; Streptophyta; Magnoliopsida; Brassicales; Caricaceae
Product: mitotic-spindle organizing protein 1A-like
Biological process (GO): microtubule nucleation by interphase microtubule organizing center; gamma-tubulin complex localization; mitotic spindle assembly
Cellular component (GO): spindle; gamma-tubulin ring complex; interphase microtubule organizing center
Source: RefSeq, a predicted model, not a curated record